AUGGGCGCUGCCGAGAACCCCGCGCCGCCGCGGCAGGAGGCUGCGCCAGUCAGGAGAGCGGCGCCGGCUCCGGCUCCGGAGGCGGUGGAGAAGGUGGUCGUCGUGGACCAGGCGCCGCCCCCGGAAGCGGCGGCGAGGCUGCAGGCGCAGCGGCCGCUGGCGCCGCUGCAGGUCACCACGCAGGCGCCGCCGCCGCCCAUGUCGGUGGCGUCCGGCUCCGUCGAGCCGCCGCCGCAGGUGGCGGCGUACCAGCCUGUCAUGCAGCCUCCGCAGCAGGGGCCGCUUCCGUCGCUCAACUCACGCAAGUACACCAAUGGCAUCACGCUGUGCCUCUUCCUGCUCCACCUCGCCGCCGCGGCAUUCGCCAUGGGGUUCUUCGUGUUCAAGACCGUCCAGGAGAUCAGCCAGCACCCACGGUCACACAAUGCGCGGCGCGAGCGCAGCCUUCUGGGCAACUGGCUGCUGCCCGUGGAGGGCGCGGUCGCGCUCAGCAUCGUCCUGGCCUUCGCGUGGCAGAAGGCCGUGCGCGCGUGGCCACGCGCCAUGGUGCGCGUCAUCCUCUGGUCCAGCUUCGCCGUGACCCUAGCCGUGGGCGCGCUGCUCAUGUGCUUCUCCAUGCUGGCCACCGUCGGGCUGGGCGUCGCGAUGGUGGUGUUCUCCAUUGGGACCGGGCUGUACGCGUGCUGGGUGACGCGGCGCGUGGGCUUCACCGCGCGGGUGUUCGAGCACGCGGUGAAGCCAGUGGACAAGUUCCGUGGGCUGAACGGGCCCGCGUACCUGAUGGUGGCGGCGGGUUUCGCAUGGAUCUCCGUGUGGUGCGUGGCUGUGAUCGGCGCGGUGAACUUCCGCUUCCCCGGGCUCACCAUCUUUGGGCUGGUGGUGAGCCUGGCGUGGACCGCGGAGGUGAUGCGGAACGUGGCGAACCUGACGGCGAGCCGGGUGAUCGCGCUCUACUACCUGCGCGGCAUGCAGUCGAGCGUGCAGUUCAGCUUCCAGCGCGCGCUGUCGUACAACCUCGGCAGCGCCUGCCUGGGGUCGCUGUUCGUGCCCACCAUCGAGGCGCUCCGCAUCCUGGCGCGCGGGCUCAACCUCCUGGAGGGCGAGGACGAGUUCAUGUUCUCCUGCGCGCACUGCUGCCUCCACGUCAUGAACGCCAUCUUCAGCUUCGGCAACAGCUGGGCCUUCGUCCACAUCGCGGCGUACGGGCGCGGGUUCGUGCAGGCGUCCCGGAGCACGUGGGGCCAGUUCGAGGCGCUUCCCGGGAUGGCGGCGCUGGUGGACUCGGACAUCACCAGCUCCGUGUGCUUCCUGACGGGCGUGACGAGCGGCGCGCUGUGCGUGGCGCUGGCGGGGUCGUGGGCGUUCGCGACGCACCGGCACUACACGGCCACCGUGUCGCUGCUGGCCUUCUACGUCGGGUACCUGAUGACCCGCAUCGGCAUGGCGCUGCCGCAGGCGUGCGUCGGCUGCUACUACGUCUGCUACGCCGAGAACCCCACGUCGAGGCUCUUCGACGGCACCAUACCGGACCGGCUGAGCAAGAUGCAGGAGGGCCGCGACCCGCUCGUGCCCACGCCGCGGUUCCCGCACCAGCACGUCGGCAGCGCGUGA
This is a messenger RNA of Miscanthus lutarioriparius, 1611 nucleotides long. NCBI's taxonomy places the organism in Eukaryota, Viridiplantae, Streptophyta, Magnoliopsida, Poales, Poaceae. The record is from the annotation of a GenBank genome assembly.